Messenger RNA from Dujonia railenensis, 1062 nucleotides. Lineage: Eukaryota; Fungi; Ascomycota; Pichiomycetes; Serinales; Debaryomycetaceae. The record is from the annotation of a GenBank genome assembly.
AUGUCCCUCUCCAAUAUACUACAGCAGGUACAGCGGAAGGGUCAGGUUCCUGUACGAAACAAUGUGGAACAAAAGAAACAAUCUGUAGAGCACCCGGCCAAAGCCAGCAGGCCAGAGAGACCAGCUGAGCGGGUCAGGGUUGUAGAUCCUGUAGUGGCCAAAUUAAAAGCAGCCAGGAAACUUGAGAUGGAAAAGAAGGAACAAGAGAGAAAAGCUAAGUUGGGUACCAUAGGAGCUAACAACUCACUGAAGAAGUUAAAAUCCACAAUUCCCAUUAGACUGUCAGCUAAGAAAGUGCAACAUCAACAGAAUGCGCAGCAGCUGACGACUGGUUCCGGAAGACUGAAGCAACUGCAAGACAGUGUGCGAAAUUUGCAUGAGCCCGCGGCUCCUAGGCGACCACCGGCCAAGAAAAUGAAAUUUAAUGAAUUAAUGAAGAAAGCAUCACAGAUAGAUAACUCGAAGUUGUCGAUCAAUAUCAAGCAUAGGACAAGUUCUCCGGAAAUGAAAGAGAACAGGGUGGGAAAACCACCACCGGCUAAGAGGUUCAAUUCUGAUCUAAGCUCAGGGAGUAGAGGUCCUCCAGUUUCUAGAGGAAGCCACGACAUUCUGCCCAAGGAGCAGAACAUUCGCUUGAAGGAGCAGGUGAUUCGCUCAAACCCAUUGCCCAUGAGGAAACCUUCCAGUGCAUUGGAACAAAAAUUGAACAGAAAGAAAGCGGCCGCAGGUUCAGCCUCAGCAUCCAGAUAUCGAGACGAGUACGAAGACGACAGUGAUAACGAUUCCUUCAUCGCUUCUGACGACGAAGAGGAAGAGGACGCUUCACGAGGUCAUGCAGAUUAUGAUAGAGACGAGAUCUGGGCAAUAUUCAAUAGAGGCAAAAAGCGGUCGCAUUUCGAAAACAAUGGGUACGAUUCUGCUGAUGAUAUGGAGGCCACCGGGGCUGAGAUCUUGGAAGAAGAGAUGAGAUCCAAGCGUAGAGCUGAGCUAGAAGAUAAAAGAGAAUGGGAAGAAGAGCAGAGAAGAGCUGCUGCGAAGAGAGCUAAGAAACUGGGUAGAUAG